CCGACUGCCGGAAGUGAGGUUGGCCCGUACGCGCGCGGACCCGGGUCGGCGCCGACCGCCGCUGCUGCUGCUGGAGGGGCAUGCUACGGUAAUCGGCGGACUACGCUAUGGGAGCCCAGCAGACCAAGGACAGGGUGAUCCCCGCCGGGUCCACCGUGCGGCAGACGCGCAAGCCCAGGAACCUCAAGGAUUCGCGCAUCGUCGGCUCUAACAUAUUCACCGAGCACAGCGAGGCGCUUUUGCAAAGUAGACCUCUACCUCACAUUCCAGCGUUGCCAGAAGGUGAUCCCCCAAGCGGCUCUAGUGUUCAGUCAAUCUCACAGCAAGCUAAUGUUCAACAGCACGCCGGUGUGUCCGCUAGUGGGCUUCUGGAAGCCGCAAACAGAUGGACUAGCAAGGAAAAUCUCUUGGCACAAGAGGAGGAUGAUCCUCAGUUAUUUGUCGCCCUGUAUGAUUUCCAAGCUGGCGGGGAGAAUCAACUGAGUCUGAAAAAGGGUGAACAGGUGCGUAUCCUAAGUUACAACAAAAGCGGAGAAUGGUGCGAAGCACACUCGAGCACCGGACAAGUUGGAUGGGUACCGUCGAAUUACGUAACCCCCGUAAACUCGUUGGAGAAGCACUCUUGGUACCACGGAAGAAUAUCUAGAAAUGCCGCGGAGUAUCUGCUGAGUUCGGGAAUAAACGGCAGUUUCCUCGUACGGGAAUCGGAGAGCAGUCCCGGGCAACGUAGCAUCUCGUUGAGAUACGAGGGUCGGGUGUACCACUACAGGAUCAACGAGGACAGCGAAGGGAAGAUGUUUGUCACGACGGAGAGCAAGUUCAACACGCUAGCUGAGCUAGUGCACCAUCAUUCGAUGCUUGCCGACGGCCUUAUAACGCAACUGCUGUAUCCUGCACCAAAGCAUAACAAGCCUACCGUCUUCCCGUUGAGUCCGGAGCCGGACGAAUGGGAGAUCAAUAGGACGGACAUAGUGAUGAGGCAUAAAUUAGGAGGUGGCCAAUACGGCGACGUGUACGAGGCGGUCUGGAAGAGAUACAACAUGACCGUGGCGGUUAAGACUCUCAAGGAGGACACGAUGGCGCUCAAGGACUUCCUGGAGGAGGCGGCCAUCAUGAAAGAGAUGAAACACAGGAACUUGGUACAACUGUUGGGAGUUUGCACGCGCGAGCCGCCGUUCUACAUCAUCACGGAGUUCAUGAGCAAAGGAAACCUCCUGGAUUACCUGCGGAACGAGAGUAAGCAUCAGAUCAAUGCCGUGGUGCUGAUGCACAUGGCCACGCAGAUCGCGAGCGGCAUGAGUUAUCUAGAGAGCAGAAACUUCAUUCAUCGCGACCUGGCGGCGAGAAACUGUCUCGUCGGCGAGAAUCAUCUCGUCAAGGUCGCGGAUUUCGGUCUAGCCCGUCUCAUGCGAGACGACACGUACACGGCUCACGCCGGCGCGAAAUUUCCCAUAAAGUGGACCGCGCCAGAGGGUCUAGCGUACAAUAAAUUCUCUACAAAGUCUGACGUGUGGGCAUUUGGUAUCUUGUUAUGGGAGAUUGCAACCUACGGAAUGUCCCCUUAUCCCGGUGUCGACCUAACGGACGUUUAUCACAUGUUGGAAAAAGGCUACCGAAUGGAAUGUCCCCCCGGUUGCCCACCGAAAGUUUACGAUCUGAUGCGUCAGUGCUGGCAGUGGUCAGCGGCAGAUCGGCCGACUUUUAAGGAAAUACACCACUCGUUAGAAAAUAUGUUUCAAGAAUCGAGUAUUACCGAAGAGGUAGAGAAGCAGCUUCAAGGUGGAGGGGAAAUUCCAUUGCUAUCAUACAAAAAAUCGCAAACUGGAAGUACAGGAAAUAUACAUGGGCUCGUUCUUGUAUCCGAGCAAUUAUCUUCUUCCGGCAUAACGCAAGAAGGAGUCAGUUCGGUGACCAAGCUGACUACUUUUGUGGGUGGCUUGUCAAGUAGGAGUAAUAGUAAUAUGGUUCAAAUGCGAAGAUCUACCAAUAAAAAAGGAAAGCAGGCGCCAGCACCUCCCAAGCGAACGAGCUUGCUAUCAUCGUGCAGCUCUUUUCGAGAUUCUGCCUAUCAAGAACAAGACCAGCAAAAUGUCGAAGUGAGCACUAUGACGCUUGACGAUGGCACAGAUCUAAAUGGUAUUGAUAAGAUUUUUGAAGGUAUCACACGUGAUCUCGUGACAAUGGCUACACAGUCAAUUACUACAGGAGGUUGCGAUAUGGACGACGAUGGAGAUGGGUCGCAAGGGACAGCAGAACAUAACUUUGUUCCCCAACCGUCAACCUCGCCGGAACCAGUAUCCAACUUACCGUGCAAUCAGAAACAAAUUAAAUCUCGACCUUACACGUCUAAGGAAGUACUGCCUCAGAAGCUGGUACACGUGGGUGCGCUGGAGGUGCAAAAUGUUAAGAGGGCGAUUAACCGCUACGGCACUCUGCCGAAGGGAGCCAGAAUCGGGGCGUACCUCGAGUCCCUACGACAGAGUGGCAUGCCGCCGAAUCAGGAGAACAUCGCUGCGUCCUCUCUGUCCAACGCGGUCAUGGAACAGCAGCAGCAGCAGCAGCAGGACAUCAUCACCGCGAGCGUUGUCGACGUGAUCCCGCAGCAUCGUUCCCUCUCACCUCGCCAGAAUAAUCUGCGCAGUCAGCCGCAGAUGACGCGUAGCAAUUCCUCGAGCGGAGUGGUGAAUACCUACCAGCCGCCCAACUCGCCGCGUAGCCGUGCCGUAGGUAUCCGGAAGACUAACACGGAAGGGAUCGGCCUGCGGACUUUCCGAGCACCGAACAACUCCAGCUUCCGCACCGCCAGCCCGUCGAGGUCGGUCCAGCCAACCCUGGCUGAUCUGGAAUUCCCGCCACCGCCGUUGGAUCUGCCGCCCCCUCCGGACGAAGCCUUCAGUGAUCACUGCGAGCUGCCACCACCUGUGGUGACGGCGUCGCCGUGCAUCGAGACCUCUCACGCGAAGAUCGCAAGUUCGCCGGUCGGGCUUAGGAAAGUAAAAGCGGAAUGGCGUAGCAAAGAUGAGAUUAGCGAUUACGAUCAGGACGAUAGGAAUAAUGACGUUAGGAACGCGGAGCCGUCGGUAAAGGAGGCUAGCUCGCGAUUCGGCGUGAAUCUGCGACGCCGGGAAACGACCACCAACGAUGCGUACUGCGGCGGUGGCGGCGGCGGCGGCGGCGGCGGCGGCAGCGGCGGUAAAUCCGCGGACGAGAAGAAAUUAGUUUACAGGCCAAAGGAGACGACGAGAGCGGAAUUGUCGGAAGCGACGAUCGCGGCACCCGAGGAAGCGCCACCGCCGCCCCCGCCGCCGCCGCCGCCGCCGCCCAUCGACAGCGCCGUGAGCAGCGCCGGUAUCACCGACACCUUCGAGUCCAAACCCGGCAUGAAGGAGAUGCUGGAGCUCAAGCUGAUCAACGAGAUCAAGCAGAGCGCGGACAUGAAGCAUGGUGGUACCGGUUCCGCGAAGAAGGUCGGCAGCGUCUUGGCUAGCAGCAACGCGCCCCUGUCGACGGCGCCGCUCGAUCCGGCGUCGCAGCUCCUGUCCGAGUUGUGCGCCAGCUUCAGCAUGGAUUCCGCCAAUAGACAGCAUAUCGUCCCGAGCGAGUAUGCGAUCUCAGUGCUGAGGAGCAACGACGUGUCCAGCGUUCAGGAACACGUUCACACGAGUGUACACGCCGAGAGGAGUGGCGGUCACAAGGAGAUCCCGUUGACCUCGCCGAUUACGGAAGGCCACAUACUGAGUGCCACUAGCGUAGGUUUCAAAUUAAAGAAGGUGGACAAGAGGAGUAAUCCGCAGAGGGAGGAGAAUCCAGACGGUCAGAUAAUCGACUUCAAGGCCCGGUUGCGGAAGGUGGACAACGCCGACAAGGAGAGGUCCGCGGCGGACGAGAGGAGCAAGUCGUCGCGCUUCGACGACGGCACGCAGGGGAGUAACGUCGCGGAUUCGGCGGACUCGUCGUCCGGCGUGGACGACGCGAACGAUGACAAGCGCCGCAGCACCGGCAGUAUUAGUAGCCUAAAGAAAUUGUGGGAGAACAAAGAGGCUUCUUGUGAUAACCAACCACUUAGUCCUAAAUUAAACAUGAGAUGUGCGAGCGGCAGGCAGGACACCGGCGACGUCGCGAGCGAGGACUCGCCGGAGGAUCACAGCGGUGCCUCGACCAGGAGCUCGACCAGCAAGGGCGACACGCGAAUCUGGCCCCCGACCUCGUCGUCCUCGGUGACACUGGAAGUGGAAAAGCCGAUCGUGCCGGCGAAGCCGCUGAAGCCGCUCGGACCCUCCAGCAAACACUUCGGUUCCUCGAUCUACGCCACGCCGAAUUGCAACAAGUCGCAGGGUGACGACGACUGCGGCAAGCAGACCAGCGGCGAGUCGACGAAAGGGGCUAAGCACAGCGUGAUGGAGAUCUCGAACGUCAUAGAGAACAGUAUUCUGAAUCUGAAGGGCAGCCCCACCAUCGUCAUGGCCAGCUGGCUGCAGCUGUCCGACAAGGUCGGCUUGCUGCACGGCAUGUGCGUCAACCUGACGGACACGGCGAUCGCGCCGCACGCGAGAUUCCAGUUCCGCGACCUGCUCACCCGGCUCGAGCUGCAGGCGAGGCAGCUGCGAGCUGCCGGCACGCGCAACAUCACCGAGAACACGAGACUCUUGUGCGACGUGCAGAACACGAUAAAGGACGUGAUAAACACGGUGCAGAGGUAAAGCCGCACCGAAAGCCGGGUGAAAAAUCAAAACGAGCAUCUCUCUCCCCCUCCUCCCACCUGCAAGUCUCCUCCGCCCUCCUCCUGUGAUGUUCCUCGAUCGCAGAAGUCAUCGCUCUCGUCCCUUCUCUAUCUCAUCGCAUCCGCAUGUGGGCGUAUAGUAUACAUAAAUCUAUAUAAAUAUAUAUCUAAGUCACUAAGUAAGGUUUUAUCAAGGAAUGAAAUUUUUUUUUUGUUUUUUUGGAAGCAUAGCAGUUAAUCUACGAGCAAGUACGCGAUAAGAGUGAAUUUUAAUAUGUGAAUAAGUCCUUGAUUGAUACGACUUUACGACUGCAUGAUUGUUAGGUGAAAUAAUCCAAAGUUGCGUGAAUCGCCGGUAUACACUUCUCGACACACGCCACACGUACGUACACACACGCACGUACGACAGAUGUUGCACACAACUUGAACGGGAAAUCCUGCGCGACAAAUUCUACAAGUUCGUAUACAUUUACAUCUCCGCCUGCGUACCAUCCGCGCGUCCUUUUUGGAAGAUCUUUGAAAGACCGCUGCGUGAUCAGCGUGCACCUCACGGGCCUGGCAGAAACACGGCCUUACGACGAGAAGGAAACGUAUACACCAUUGCAUGAUUGAAUUUUUAUGUCGAGACGUACGACGGUUUUCAAUAUACGAUAGUAAAUGUGAUGAUUAUAGUUACUGUAUGGAAUAACCGAUUAACGCAAAUUCUCAGUAGUAUAUAAUCGGCGUAUUGGCGCACGAGCGGGAGCAUUAUAUUAUAUUAAACGCGAAGGCGAGAAUCGCGGGGGAAAAAAAUAUCGACACGCUAACUCUAUAUCCUCGAGUCGCUUGCGCGUAUCGCGAUCUAUAAAUCGAUUUCGUUUUACAUGUAAUUUUAUACACAUACGUCGUGCUUAGUAUAUACGUAUAUAUUAUACGCGAGAUUUUUUAGACUAGACUAUAUAUAUAAAUACGAACACACAACACACACCACAUCUAAGCGUAAGCCGUUUCAUGUGUACUGUGGGACAAUAUAAACGAUUUUGUAUUUGUAUAGAGUAAGUUGGAUAUAAUACAGCUAUAUACAUCACGCGCGGUGAUCGAUUACGCCUAUACGUGAAAAAUUAUAUUCAAACAAAAGCCACAAAAUCGAAUGUAAUUAAUCAAACAAUUUUUGAGUGUCGUGUGCUUCGUUCUUAUUCAUGAUGGUAUGGAAACCAUGAUGACGAUGGUAUGGUUCUUCCAAAAGCACAAUAGCGGAAAUAUUCGCCUGAAGACAUCCAUGUGGAUCGUGAGUGAUUUCGAUAUAACAAUAAUUUACGCCAAGUGCGUCUAAAUCGCGACAGACGCGUCACGUCAGUAUGAAGCGAGAGCCAGAACAAACGGACAAAUAAUAAUAUAUGAUAUGCAUUAUCUGUGUCUUUGUACAGUAUUCUCUAUCUGCUAUACGCAAUCGAAGUUUUUAAAUAUUGCGCAUUUGUUACUCGCACUUAUUCUUCCGUAUUAUGAUUCGCGUACGUUUACAUUUUUCUAGGUAAAGAAACUUUUCUAGAAAAGAAAUGAAUGAAGCUUUAGUAAAGAUUAUAUACGCAGUUAAAUUUCUGUUGUUUAUAACGAUGUAAUGUUACAAAGUUCCACGCGGAUGCUCGUCAGCGACGGCUGCGUGCAUCUCUGCGAAGAACAAGUAAGCUAAGGGGGUGUUCUGUAAAAAUGUUCUGUAACGCUGUAUCUCUAUAAGCUGUGCAGCACUGUGGCGAAAAGACGAAAGAGCUAUAGAGCUUAUAGAGCGUAAAUCUUACAGAAUACAGAGCUAGGUUUUGUAGUUUGUAAUACAUCGACUUUAAAGCUAUAUAUUGCCUCGAUAGUGCACCGGAUUGACUGAUUUUAUGGAGGUUUUCAGGCUUAUACUUCAUUCGACUUGUGCUCGAUACGAAAGGAGAAUGCAAUAGAUACGGGAAAUAAGUCACCGAUGAACUAUUUCUUAUGACACUGCCUAUAUCAUACGUUACAGCUAGUAGUAUAUAUAUUGAAUUCACUAGUAGUCUUAAUCAUGUAAAUGUAUUUCUUCUUUCGAUCCAAUUUCCCAAGUUUCUUUAUAUAUGUUUUUGUACCUGUGAUAAACUAAUCAAGCCCUUUUUUCUCUUCUUUUUGUCAAAAGAAUCAUGCUCAACGGAAACGAAUAAUAGUUAUACGAAUGAAUUUUAGUCAUCAAACGUUUAUUCGAAUAAAAUUGUAUUAUUGAAAGAGAUACUAAAAUUAAUGUUUUAUAUAAUGUGUAUUAUAGUAAUUUUAUGUCUCUAUUUAUACUCUCUUGUAUUUAUUUCUAAUUUUUUCAUGUAAAAUUACUCUCUUCAAGAAUCGACCAACGUACUGAUUUACUAAUACAAAAUUUUAAUAUUGCUUUAUACAUUGAUAUAAGAUUGAAGACGAAAAUAAAAAUAAUUACCGAAUUAUGUUGUUUUUUUCCAAUUUGAGUGACUCGUAACUUUGCCCCGGAUAGUAAUGUCUACUAUCAGAAUCGUGCGUCUUACUUUGCUUAUUAUUAUAUUAACAUGGACAAAUAGCAUACACAUCGUGUUAGCUUUUACAUAAAAAUAUAUAUAAAUGCUCUACGAUUUUUUGUACAGAUUAUCACAGUUUACAAAAUAUCACUGUAUAAACUAUCAUAGCGUAAUCAUAAUUAACAGUCUUACCGCAGUCUUAUCACUUUCGAGCAGUUUACUCGUUUUACCAACGUUGUUUAACUUUAAACUUGGCUUCAUUUGUCCUUUCAUCUCUUUCUGUUUCCUUAGAAAGAGACAAAGAAUAAAUUGAGCCAAGAUUGACGUUAAGGGACGUUGGUGAAAUCGGGCCUUAGAUUAAUACAGUUAUUGACUAGUAAUUAUUCCACAAGAAUCAUUUACGAUUUUCCAUUCAUCAUCCAACGCCAAGAUUGUCAACUAAUCGUUGAUGUAGAGUCUCUUUCCUCGUACUUCAUUUAGCUAAUCUUGACUAGAAACAUUUACCGGUCGUCUACCUGUGGGCUUAUUUGCAAAAUGUUAUAUACUUUAAUAUUCCAAUACAAGCUCCAUCAUAAUAUUUCAUGUUACUAGACGAAAAGAUAAAUUGGAUGCAGUUCUACAAUGGCAAACCAAGCAUCAUUUCAUGAGUUUUUGGUUCUUGCUCCAAAAUCACGAAGGCCCACAAUAAUAUGUUAUGCAAAAAUAAAAAUUUGUCCACGAAACUCUCACUUUUACCUAUAAAAAGAAGUGCACACGUGGAAUUCUAUUUGAGAACAAUUAUAACUGGGUUGAUAUAACUUGAGACAUAAUGUUGGCCUAGAAUUUUGUUUCUUUAGUGUUUCACAAAAUUUGCUCCAGCAGAAAAGUAAGACUCUGGAAUUGGUUCCGCGUUGCAGAACUGUGUCCAAUUUAACAAACUCGUAGUAUCAUGUUACCGUGAGACAAAUAGUGAAAUAAAAAAUACAGAUAUCGUCGCGACACGCAAGUAUAAUAUUGAAGUAAGAUUCAUUUAAGCGCGACGAGAAGUUCAGGUCGAAAUCUAAGUAACAAAACUCAAGGCACAAAAUGAAAUGUAACGAAUCUAAUAUUUUCGAAUAUCUCAUCUACUCGUCUGAUAUUUUUAUAGUCAAGAAUGCAAAAGAGUAUGGUGCGAAUAUUAGUUAUCUGUAAUUGGGGCAGCGUCAGAUAUGAAUAUAUUCUGAAGACAGCAGAGCUUGCCACUACAUUUGUAUAUCGUCUUCGCCGACUGUCCCGCGACAGAAUAACGUUGUCCAUAUACUUGAGAUCAUCUGAAAUUACACAGAUGCAAUAUAUGCAAUAUUCGAAGGGGGAAAAAAAAGGGAAUACGUUUGGCAGUAUUGUUGUUACAUCUCUGUGUUUAUCCAGGUGCUCGUAGCGUUGAUUCGUGAAUCUCUUGACAGCUUUACAAAUCGGGCCGUCUUCCUCUUCCUCUUCACCAUGGAAGCUCUGCGAGAGUGUGAACGUAGAUGUAAGGACCACGGUGUAAUCAAAUAUACUUAUAAUCAAAUAUUUGAAAUCUGUGUAAUGCAUCACGGCGUAAUUGUCACGCGUACUUAUACGCGUCUCCAGAAGUUCUAACUUUAUAAAAAUAUAUUGGCUGGACGGAUAAA
Molecule: messenger RNA, 8828 nt
Organism: Vollenhovia emeryi
Lineage: Eukaryota; Metazoa; Arthropoda; Insecta; Hymenoptera; Formicidae
Gene: Abl
Product: tyrosine-protein kinase Abl
Exons: 10
Coding region: 108-4700 (1530 amino acids)
Biological process (GO): protein phosphorylation
Molecular function (GO): non-membrane spanning protein tyrosine kinase activity; protein binding; ATP binding
Source: RefSeq, a predicted model, not a curated record